CUAUCUGAGACUGAUACUCAAAUUACAAUGGAGACGGAGUUAUGCAACAAGAAGAGAGAGGGGAAGGAAAACAGCUUGCUUCACUGGGAAAAAUUACAGCAGGAGAAGAGAAGAGAAGUACAACGGAGAAACUAGCGACGAUCAGAAUGUCUGCUAAUCAGGACAAGGGGGAUGUACCUUCUCGACCAGAACUGUUUGAUUUCCACGGAGUCUCAAUGACCCACUAUUUCACAGACAACUGGGAGAACGUUCAAAACUUUCAGGCCAGGCCAGAUGAUAUACUUAUUGCAACAUACCCCAAAGCAGGAACCACAUGGGUCUCCUGCAUUCUUGACCUGCUGUAUUUUGGUCAGAAAUCCCCAGAGCGUCAGACAUCCAUCCCAAUCUAUGACAGAGUGCCAUUCUUGGAGAUCAAGAUCCCAACAGUGCAUUCAGGAACUGACCUAGCGGAAAACCUCCCCACCUCUCCACGACUCAUUAAAACUCAUUUUCCAGUCCAGUUUGUGCCAAAAUCCUUUUGGGAGCAAAACUGCAAGAUAGUCUACGUGGCCCGCAAUGCCAAAGACAACGUGGUCUCUUUUUUUCAUUUUGAUCGCAUGAACAUGGUUGAGCCAGAGCCUGGAGACUGGAGCAGCUACCUCAACAGAUUCAUGGAGGGAAAGAUGGUGUUUGGAUCCUGGUAUGACCAUGUGAACGGCUGGUGGAAGAAGAAACAGACCCAUUCAAAACUCCAUUACAUGUUCUAUGAAGAUCUGAUUGAGGAUACUGGACGGGAACUAGACAAACUCUGCUGCUUUCUCGGCUUGUCUCCUUCCGCUGAGGAGAAGAAAAGAAUUACAAGUGGAGUGCAGUUUGAUAAUAUGAAAAAGAAUGACAUGGCCAACUACUCUACGCUCCCAGUUAUGGAUUUCAAAAUCUCUCCUUUCAUGAGAAAAGGGAAGGUUGGUGACUGGAAGAACCAUUUCACUGUGGCCCAGAAUGAACAGUUUGAUGAAGACUACAAGAAAAAGAUGAAGGACUCCACACUUCAGUUCCGCACUGAAAUCUAAACAGGAUUGUACAGUCUGUGUAUAUGUGGAGAUUGGUCCAUGACUUACGGGAUAUGUGGCAUUUAUGUGAACAAGUUAUAGUUACCUCUAAUGUGAUAGCAGAGGUGUGGAGUGUGUCUCCUUCCUCUCUGUUAGUAAAUAAGUCUGUGAACUACAUAAUAUAAAGCACAAAUCAAAUGACUAGUGAUGUAUGAAGGUGAGUAUUUCUUAUAUAUAUAUAUAUAUUAACAAAAGGAUGUAUCUGUAAAAUAAGUCAUCAUUUAUUUAAAAAAAUAUCUUUAAAUACAGAAAUGUAGGCUUUGAAUUAGUAUUAUGUCCACCAUAUUACCCAAAUAUAUGCUAGUCUCACUGUGUGUAAUUAAUAAACAACUGUACUGUAUUUGAUACUCUCAAGAGUAGAUUCGUGUCAGUAAAAUGAAUCCAAAGGUUUUCAUAUUUUAUACUAUGUAUUUUUUUUGCAAUAAAACAAUAAGACCUUGUUUAAA
Molecule: messenger RNA, 1534 nt
Organism: Dicentrarchus labrax (European seabass)
Lineage: Eukaryota; Metazoa; Chordata; Actinopteri; Moronidae
Product: cytosolic sulfotransferase 3
Exons: 8
Coding region: 42-1049 (335 amino acids)
Biological process (GO): sulfation
Cellular component (GO): cytoplasm
Molecular function (GO): sulfotransferase activity
Source: RefSeq, a predicted model, not a curated record